AAACAGACAUCUUGCGUUAUGUAACAGACACGGAUGACAAUGUUUGCAUAUGUUCCUGUAAAACACCUCUCUCGUUUAUUGGACUUAUUGAAAAUCCAACUCACGUCCACCACUUUUAAGCCUUGCGCUUGCGCGUAACGGAACCGGGAGCUGUCCAAGUGCUGAAACGAGAAAAGGCGUUCCUCUCCCAUUCCUCAACAGAAGACGGUCCUCCACCUGCGAAAUAUUUCACUUCAAAGUAACAGCACAGGCCAGCGGGGUUGCCUUUAACAGAGCGAGCUUCUAGAUCUGAACUAAACGGGAAAGCUGGAUGCGUUUUCUGGAGUUUUCACCGGCUCGACGCCUGACCACAGAGGCUGAUGUUUCUUCACACCUCUGCUUCGAGAAAUCUGUUUUUGGGAGUCAGAGUUUCAUGAAACUAAACUAUGAUCUGUGGCUGCGUUGAGGAAUGUCUCCUGUAUUUUUGUGUGACACAGGAACACCCAAACGCCCACGACUUGGUGAAGAAGAAAGCGGCAUCCCUAUUUGGAUUAUGUGUUUGACCAAUGUAAACAUAUGGAAGAAAUAGAAAAGUGAGCACAUGGGAAAACCACCAGGAAUGAAUCGCUCCUUCAUUAAGGUUUUGGUAGCUUUAUUUACAUAUUUCAUGGAGACAAGCAACUUUAGAGUUGUGGAUGCCAAGGAGCACGAUCCCAGAUCAUCCUCCAACAUGUCUCCAUCCGACUUUCUGGACUCACUCAUGGGUCGCACGUCCGGGUAUGAUGCACGAAUAAGACCGAAUUUUAAAGGUCCCCCUGUAAACGUUACAUGCAAUAUUUUUAUCAACAGUUUCGGCUCUGUCACAGAGACAACUAUGGUGAGUUCCUCUGGCAUUUUGGUUGAUUGUACAAUGUACAAUGUGUCAAUGUGUUAUCUAUCCCCUCAACCUGCAGGUCCACCAGUUAAUGUUACCUGCAACAUAUUUAUCAACAGCUUUGGUUCUAUAGCAGAAACUACAAUGGAUUACAGAGUGAACAUCUUCCUGCGGCAGACAUGGAAUGACCCUCGGCUGGCGUAUAGUAAGUACCCAGAUUCCUCCCUCGACCUGGACCCAUCCAUGUUGGACUCCAUAUGGAAGCCGGACCUCUUCUUUGCCAAUGAGAAAGGAGCCAACUUCCAUGAUGUCACCACAGACAACAAGCUGCUGAGGAUCUUCAAGGACGGGAAUGUCCUCUACAGCAUCAGGUUGACUCUUAUUCUGUCCUGCCCGAUGGAUCUGAAGAACUUUCCGAUGGAUGUCCAAACCUGUACAAUGCAACUGGAAAGUUUUGGCUACACCAUGAAUGACUUGAUCUUUGAGUGGCUGGAGAACGGUGCAGUGCAGGUUUCAGAGGGGCUCACCCUGCCUCAGUUCAUUAUGAGGGAAGAGAAGGAGCUGGGCUACUGUACCAAACACUACAACACCGGUAAAUUCACAUGUAUUGAAGUUAAAUUCCAUCUGGAGCGCCAGAUGGGCUACUACCUGAUCCAGAUGUACAUUCCUUCCCUCUUGAUUGUCAUCCUCUCAUGGGUGUCUUUUUGGAUUAAUAUGGAUGCUGCUCCUGCCAGAGUGGCAUUGGGCAUCACCACUGUGCUCACCAUGACCACCCAAAGCUCUGGCUCCAGAGCUUCUCUUCCAAAGGUCUCUUACGUGAAAGCCAUUGAUAUCUGGAUGGCUGUGUGUCUGCUCUUUGUAUUUGCUGCAUUGCUAGAAUAUGCUGGGGUUAAUUUUGUCUCCAGGCAACAGAAAGAGUUCCUUCGCCUGAGGCGAAGACAAAGGAGGAAUCACAAGGAUGAGGAUAUGCGUGAAGGCCGCUUUAAUUUUGCUGGCUACAACAUGAGUCAGUGUCUGCCAACGAAGGAUGGCUCAGCUGUUAAGAACGCUGCUCCAGCUCCGAACCCUCAACCGCCAGUCCCAAAAGACAUAGACACCAUGAGGAAGAAGUUUGUGGACAGAGCCAAGAGGAUAGACACAAUCUCCAGGGCUGCCUUUCCUCUGGCCUUCCUCAUCUUCAACGUCUUCUACUGGGUUACCUACAAGAUCAUCAGACAUGAGGACAUCCACAAAAAGUAAAGACUUUACCCUCGACAAAUAACAUUUAUUUUUCAUUUCUCAGAUUGAGAAAUGCUUGGAAAGCACAGCAAGAUGAGAUGGGGGACUGUGCAUUGAGAGGCACCAUUGUGAUGAUGGCGGUGUUCUUUCAGGGAUAAUGUACAAUGUUCAUGCAUCAUACGAUAAUGUUCAUGUUCUGAUAACAUGAAGAGCUUUUGAGACACAGAUGCUUUUUUGUUGUUGUACUGCUGCAUAAUAUUUCCUAAAGAAUUGGGGAAAAUGGUUUUAACUCAAGGUUUAGUAACAUGCUGGAGAAGAUGGACCAAAAUCUUUCGAAUCAGUUCUGCCUUGGCAUCUGUACAAACACGGAACAAAGAAACAUUCCAUGGAUUUGUAACUGAGGUAGCUUAGUCAGGCACUCUUUCCACUUUUUGUGGAUGCAAAAAGGCAUCUUUCUUAUCAAGGAUGUUUAAGACUGUUUUAUAGUGUAUUAUUACACAGCGCGUCCUCUUGUGUUUAUACAAAAUACGGCAGCAAACGUGUAAAAUACAGGCCGAAAGCAAAUACAGAUGCAUCUUUCAAACAUUAGGCAGCAGCACACGUUUCAGGCAUGAGCGUGAACAAAGCAGAUGAAAAUCUGGAAAUGGGAAUUGGAUACUGCAUUUUUAUGAAAUACCUGAGGCCUUAGAUAUCAAAAUAUUUGGUGAGAUGAAGUACUAUGCUUCUCUAUUUUUUCAAGCAUCUCCUCUUGUUCAGUGGUCUAUCAGAGCUGAAUGCAUCGUUUGAGCUUUUCUACCUGUGGCCAUACAUCCAAAGGUACUUGUUGUUUCCUUUUUCUCUAAGUGUAUUUUAAGUCAUAUCCAUGGACAAAUGAUGUCACCUAAAACCAAUGUAUGUUAAUUCAGAUGUUUUGAAGGUAAUUAAUUUUUGUUUUCAUUCCAAAGUAAUUUAUCAAAUAAUAAAUUUCACAGGCUAGGUUCAAGUAUAAUGGCCAAUUUUGAGCAAGUGUAUAUGUAUGCCUACAAACUGUGAACAUGCACUGCAUCACUCAGUGUUGUCAUCUGCCCAUGUCCAUAUGAAUUCAUUUAUAUUCGAGGUAAAUACUCCAGGUAUCUUAGGUAUGGUUUUAGAGUUUGAGAUUAUGUUUUUGUAGAUUUAGUCUGAUUAAAUAUUUAUUGUAAUGGGGGAAAGGUUAUGUUUAUAUACAUAUAUAUAUAUAUAUAUAUACAUAUAUAUAAAACUUUCUGUAUUCUUCUUCAACCUCCA
This is a messenger RNA of Lates calcarifer (barramundi perch), 3337 nucleotides long. It is a transcript of the gene glra2, whose product is annotated as glycine receptor, alpha 2. Gene Ontology annotation, biological process: regulation of membrane potential; chloride transmembrane transport; nervous system process. The transcript has 9 exons. NCBI's taxonomy places the organism in Eukaryota, Metazoa, Chordata, Actinopteri, Centropomidae. Gene Ontology annotation, cellular component: plasma membrane; neuron projection; synapse. The record is from RefSeq and is a predicted model, not a curated record. Gene Ontology annotation, molecular function: transmembrane signaling receptor activity; transmitter-gated monoatomic ion channel activity; chloride channel activity. Bases 581 to 2092 code for a protein of 503 amino acids.